Molecule: messenger RNA, 3383 nt
Organism: Pistacia vera
Lineage: Eukaryota; Viridiplantae; Streptophyta; Magnoliopsida; Sapindales; Anacardiaceae
Product: E3 ubiquitin-protein ligase BRE1-like 1
Exons: 19
Coding region: 332-2965 (877 amino acids)
Cellular component (GO): nucleus; HULC complex
Molecular function (GO): ubiquitin protein ligase activity; metal ion binding
Source: RefSeq, a predicted model, not a curated record
CUUCGAGUAUUUGCAGAGACAGAGACAGAGAGAUGGAGAGAGAUCAGAUGACUACAUGCCUUGCUUAGAGAUUGAAACUACAAAGAGAUAGUGCCUAAAAACCUGUUGAAUUAGGGUUUUUGAGUCCACAAUAAACUUCUUUGUUGAGCUUUUGAAUUAGGGUUUUGAUAAAUUGAUUGUUUCAGGGUUUGGUGUAAAAUACUUAGGGUUUUUAUUUCAGUGUGCAUUUGAUUCAGUAUUCAUUUUUUGUACGGACUCUUAGUGGGUUCUAAUGAAAGUGAGGCUAUUAUAAGGGUGGUCCUAGGGUUUGGUCUGGUUGUGUGUAGUUUCUAUGGGGAGCACGGGUGAGCCAGACCGAAAGCGGCGUCACUUUACCUCCAUAUCACCAACGGCCGCUACCACGAAGAAGCACCCAUUCUUUUCCUCUUCUGAGGACAAAAAGAUUGAUACUGCAGUUCUUCACUUCCAAAAUCAAAAGCUUGUACAGAAGUUAGAGGAGCAGAAGGUUGAGUAUUCUGCUCUUGAUAAUAAGUUCACUCAACUGAAGGAGAGACAACAGCCUUAUGAUUCCACAUUAGAGGUGGUGAAUAGGUCUUGGGAAGAGCUGGUCACUGAUCUGGAAUCACGUUCCAUCCAAGCAAGAGAGUCAAGAAGUGGACAAGAUUUUAGAUGUUUAUCAAUUACAGACGAUGAGACACGUUAUCCUGCAGAAGAUGCUUUUCUUAGUCGACUUACGGAAACCGGUGCAACUGAAAGUUCCUCUUCUGAUAACUGCCCUAGUCAGAUGGAAGAAGAUCGAGAAACUGCCUCUGAAAAGACUAGGAACAUCUUAUGUAAUAUGUUAGUUGCAGUUAACAGCCUUUGUCAUCUGAAGGAUGGACUAUAUGCUGCUGUUUUGAAAGAGGCUCCGGGGGAUGGUUCAUGCAGACAGAAAUCAUCUGUUGACUUACAGUCUGAAGUUAAAAAUCUGAGAUUAGAAUUAAGUGAUCUUCACUUGAAGCACAAAUCGUUGGCUAGGAAAUUGCAGAACCGUCAAGACAUUGAUGCAAAAAAUAAAGCUGAGCUUAAACGUUUAAGAGGCGAAUUGGAGAGUGCGGUUACAGAAUUAGAGGAAAGUAAUUGUAAAUUGGCAACUCUUAAAGCCGAAAGAGAUGCAACGAAAGGGGCAUUUUUCCCUGUUUUAAACCUAGGUAAUAAGCUUCCUGGUGAUAAGGUCAGAGAUGAAGAAAGAGAUGUGCGACAUAUGGAAUCUUCUCUCAAAGAGCUAAGGGACCAAGCUUCACAUAGACUGUUAGAACUGAAAGGUCUUCAUGAUGAGAGAAUAAAAAUACUAGAGCAGUUAUUUAAGUUGCAGAGCAAAUUGAAGAGUGUGAAGUGUCUUACUUCUUCCCAAGCUUUCAUAUUGGUUAGAGAUCAACUAGAGAAUUCAAAAUCUGAAGUUAUCAAGUACCAGGCAUUAUUUGAGAAACUACAGGUUGAGAAGGAUAAUCUUGCAUGGAGGGAGAUGGAAUUGAAUAUGAAAAAUGAUUUGGUUGAUGUUUUUCGAAGAUCUUCGGCUGUUUCAGAUUCAAGAAUUGCUGAUCUAAGGAUGGAGAUACAAAAUCAAAUUGAUGAAAAACUCAGGACUGAGACAAGACUGGGAGAAGCAUCAAGAGAACCUGGAAGAAAAGAGAUUAUUGCAGAAUUUAAAGCCCUGGUUUCUUCAUUUCCUGAGGAAAUGAGCUCUAUGCAAAGUCAAUUAAGUAAGUACAAAGAGACUGCUCUGGAUAUUCACACACUACGGGCAGAUGUGCAGUCCCUUUCUAAUGUACUUAAUCGGAAGGUAAAAGAGUGUGAAAGUUUAUAUGCGAGAUCAGCCAGCCAAGUUGCUGAAGUACAUAAGUUGCAAGCUAUGGUUCAAGAUUUGACAGACAGUAAUCUGGAAUUGAAAUUGGUUUUGGAUAUGUAUAGACGUGAAUCCACAGAUUCGAGGGAUGUCAUGGAAGCUAGGGAUUUGGAAUACAAAGCAUGGUCUCAUGUUCAAAGUUUGAAAUCCUCUCUUGAUGAGCAAAACUUGGAAUUACGAGUGAAGACAGCCAAUGAAGCUGAGGCCAUAUCCCAGCAAAGGCUAGCCGCUGCAGAGGCUGAGAUUGCUGACAUGAGACAGAAGUUGGAGGCUUUUAAAAGGGAAAUGGUUAGGCUUUCUGAUGCCUUGAAAUCCAAAAAUGAAGAGAUUGAAGCCUACUUGUCGGAAAUAGAGACAAUUGGACAGGUAUAUGAUGACAUGCAAACACAAAACCAACAACUGUUGCAGCAGAUUACGGAAAGAGAUGACUAUAACAUUAAGCUUGUUUUAGAGGGUGUGAGAGCAAGACAAAUGCAGGAUGCUUUACUUAUGGAAAAGCGUACCAUGGAAAGGGAGAUUCAGCGAGCGAAUGCAUCUUUUAAUUUCUAUGAUAUGAAAGCUGCAAGAAUUGAAGACCAGUUGAAAUUUUGUGUAGAUCAGGUUCAGAAACUUACGGAAGACAGAUUUCAAAAUUCGGUUACUUUGGAAAAUACCCAAAAGAAAUUGUUAGAUGUUAGAAGAUCAUCUGUACAAGUGAGGGAGUCAUUGGAAGAAUCUCAAUUGAAGGUUGAUGAUAAUCGAUUGGCUCUUAUGAAGCAGCAGAUAGAGUUAGAAAGAGAAAGAUAUUCCAAGAAAAGAAUAGAGGAGGAAUUGGAAGUUGCCAGGAGAAAGGUUUUACGCCUUCAAGCCCCGACAGAGGGGUCCUCAAUUGUAAAAGAGCUACGAGAGGAACUUAAAGAAUACAGAGAAAUACUCAAGUGCAGUGUUUGCCUUGAAAGGCCAAAAGAGGUUGUCAUUACAAAGUGCUACCACUUGUUCUGCAACCCUUGUGUACAGAGAGUUACCGAAAGUCGUCACCGCAAGUGUCCAAUGUGUGCUGCAAGUUUCGGUCCUAACGAUGUUAAACCUGUUUACAUCUGAUCUGCUGCUGCUCAAUAACGUACUGUCCAUCUUGAAGCACUUGUGACCUGGUUCCUUUAACUUGACAUAAGGAUGCCCAGAGGAUUACAUUUAUUACUGUAUUUGAGAAUUGUGGAGGUAAAACAGAUAUCAACGGGGACCAGAGUGGCUUCUCCUGUCCACUUACUAGCUGGUCAAAUCACCGUGGAUUUGCUGGUUGGUUUUCUAGGUUGUUAAUGUUGAUUAUUUGAGUUCACUGUAUUUAUUUUUUUCACCCUCUUCAUUUCAGAGCCUCUGGAAUCUUUCAAUUUAUUGUCUGCAGAUUUCAGAAUGAUCCAAUGCUAUUUUCAAAGGUCAUGGAGGUUGCAUGACAUUAUUAUGAUUAAAAAUUAUGAUGCUAGGCCUCAAAAAACCAAAAAAAAAAAAAAAAAAAAAAAGA